AGAGGGGAAAGCAAACAAUUUUCAGGCCCGCCGCGUCUAGCAAAAAAUAUGAGAAAAAAAUUAUAAAAAAUUCGGAAAAUAGUUGAAAGUCAAGAAAAACUCCGUAGAAAGGAUGUUAAGGCUCCUGGGGCGCCUGAGUCCUGGCGGUGUUGAGCACAUAAAACUGGAGAGAGAACAAGCGUCGUUGACAGUAGGUGGGCACCGCGUCCUUGUCCAACCAGCCGCGCUGCCCUAGGGUGCCAUGGCCACGGGAACCCAGGGGCACUUAGACCACGUUCCGGAUAAAGCCAGGCUCGCGGCGGCCACAGGGAGGCGCAAAAGAGCGGAGGGGGGCAAGCCCAGGAAGAACUUCCCCUGUCAGCUGUGCGAGAAGGCUUUCAACAGCGUGGAGAAGCUAAAGGUGCACUCCUACUCACACACAGGAGAGAGACCGUACCGGUGCUCCCAUCAGGACUGCACCAAGGCCUUUGUCUCCAAAUACAAGCUGCAACGGCAUAUGGCAACACACUCGUCAGAGAAAACCCACAAGUGUACGUACUGUGAGAAAAUGUUCCACCGCAAGGAUCACUUGAAGAACCACCUGCACACUCACGACCCCAACAAGGAGGCCUUCGCCUGCCAGGAGUGCGGCAAGAGCUACAACACCAAGCUGGGCUUCAAGCGUCACCUGGCCCUUCAUGCGGCCAACAGCGGAGACCUCACCUGCCAGGUGUGCCUUCAGCCAUUCGCCAGCACCGGCCUUCUUCUGGAGCACCUUAAGACCCACGCCGGCAAGUCUUCGGGCGGCACCAAAGAGAAGAAGCAUCGGUGCGAGCACUGCGAGCGCCGCUUCUACACACGCAAGGACGUGCGCCGCCACAUGGUGGUGCACACAGGCCGCAAGGACUUCCUGUGCCAGUACUGCGCCCAGCGCUUUGGCAGGAAGGACCACCUGACGCGCCACAUGAAGAAGAGCCACGCCCGUGAGCUGCUGAGGGUCAAGACGGAGCCGGCCGAUUCGCUGGACUCACCCUUCUCCUGCGGGCUAGCCGGAGGCGUCAAGGGCGAGCUGGCCACCAUGUCGACGCCGCACAGGCAGCUCCAGCUCAACCUGUACGGUGGCCCUCUGCUGCCCCAGCACCACUGCCCCACCAUGCCCCCCCUGGACACAGAGCCCAACCCCCCACACCCCUUCCCCCUAAAGUACCAGCUGGGCUCUAACCUUACCUCAUACUCCGUCUCCACUCUGGAGAGGGAGCAACAUCUAAAGGGAGAACUGGAGACGUAUCUGAUGGAACUGCAGAGCGGCAUGCCGUCCUCCUCGGCCGAGGGGGCUCAGCUAUCCUCCGCCUCCAAACUGGAGUUAGACUCCCAGGUGGGCUCGUUGGACGAGACCUCGUCUGACGAGGCAUCUCUGUCCAAAAUCUCGGCGGCAGCGGGCGAGUCGCUGGCCUCCUCCUCGUUGCUCGACUUCUCACAGCUCUUCAACUUCCUGCCCUUGAACAGCCCUCCUUAUGGGCACCAGGUGACAGGCGGUGGGGGUCUAGGUGGGGUCCCCUUCCCGCCAGAGGAGGCGCUGUCUCUCGUCCAGCUUCCGCCCCAGCCCCUUGAUUCUCACGAGGUGACAGGGAGUGGGGAGGAUGUAAGCCCCCUCCACAGCCUCUCCUCCUCCUACAGCUCUAACCUGAGCACAACCACCACACUGCCCCGCUUUCACCAGGCCUUCCAGUGACACAACACACACGCAUUCACACACACUUACACACGUACAGUAAACACACACAGGCUGAUAAAAAAUUAUAUUCUGCAAAUUAUUAUUUUCAUGCCAGUAACACAUUUUUGAAUAUGUCUGCACAAAACUAUAACGUAAUAGCACUUCUGUUCAACAGUUAUGGGAUUCUACACAUACAGAUACUGACACAGUAUAUUAGAUGUAUGGGUGAGUAUCAGCACUGACACAUACCACAUACACAAGUCGUUUAGCUCAACCACAUAGCUCAAGCCAUGGGAUAAUGGUUGACAUUUCAUGUGGUUAGUGUCAACAAUACUAUAUCUUCACCGCCCUUGCAAAUUCACCACUAUAAUGUUGAUGACCAACACAGUCCAUUUUAGUUCAAACAACAGUUAAACAUAACUAGGGUUUUGGAGUUUUACAUAGAGGAAUUUACUUAGGAAUGUGAUUGCAGUGAUGUAUUUCUACCCAUCUAUAUUCUUAACUCCCUUUACCUUGGAGUAGAUUGAACCUAGUAUGUAGAUGUAACCAUAUUUUCAUAUAGAACUUUGUACUUUUGUGUGAUGUUGAAUGUCCUCACCGCUAACCAUUUUUUAAAUGUCUUUAUCUCUUUGUUUUGUUUUAAGAUUUAUAGCAAUGCAAUCAUAUGUUUUUAGACAUAAGGUACUGAAAAGCCCCUUGUGGAAUGUAGUGUGAGAAUCAUCCUUGUUCCCCAUCAAAACCAAAGUCAACCAAAUAUCGACUGAGUUGUCAGGCAGAAUAGUGUCAUGGUAUCGCUGAUGGUUGUAAAUGUUGCUGCUGCUUAGUAGUUCCCCUAUAGGCCGAUGGGAUAACUCAGCUAUAGAUAGACUAAGUUGUUCUUCCUCAUUUCAUUUUAUUUCAUAUAAAAGGGACAAGAUAAUAUAAAAUUUUUAUGGCAAGAAUGUAAUCGUAGGCUUGAUUCCAUUUCGGCCCCUAGCCCUUCGCUGCUUCAUACCCCUUGGUCAAAAUUGCUAAAGGACCGAAAUGGAACCAGACCGUAGAAACAACAUUAAAGCACUGCCACAUAACUGGGGUCAAUUUGUCUUUCCUCAUUCUACCGGUUUUAGUACCGGAUAUGAGGUUAGAAAUAGUUUGGGGAGCUUUAACUCAAUCAUUGCCUGGCUACCCAAACUCCAAGCUCCAGCCAAACGCUAUUGGCCUGAGCACCUCCCCGACGAUUUCUAGAACGCAAACUUAUUCUAACUGUUCUGAUUGGUCCCAGAAACGGAUGGGUUGGGCCAGAGCCAGAACACACGUGGGUAAAGCGGCGUUUAGAAAAUUGGUCAUUGGCUUUGAUACUCUAAUUGGUUAAAGAUGAUCCAAUUGCUGAUGAUUUUGUUUUGUACAACAGCCCUCAUUUUGAUGUCACCACAAACAACUUCAACGAUGGCAGUCUCAAUCUGAAGUAUGUGGCGAACAUAGAGCAGUGGAAGAAUUCCAUUUGAGUCGUCAGGCAAACCCAAUCAUGCAUCAAAUCAAGGAUAAUGUUAGCAAUAUUUAAUCCGCAGGAAACAGUGUAGUAGAAUCACCAGUUAAAAAAGAAAAAUAUGUCCAGUGUGCAGUUUGAAGAGCUAGAUGGGUAUCUUUAAAAAGGUAUCUGGACACUUUGUAUCAGUAUGCUAAGGUUUGUGUGAGCCUACAUCACGUGUUUGUGUUUCCAGCCAAAGGGCUAGUAUGUGAUUGCAGAGGUGAGGACCCUCACGUAGAAAAUCUGGGAGGCUGUGUAGAGCGGUCAGAACAGAACUGCCUGUUACAACUCAUCUAGGUGGUGUGAUGGAUUAGUAAUGUCUGAAUGUGUGAAUGGGAGAUUUGUGCCUCACACAUGCAGAAAUUCAGAGUAGUGAAUGCAAAAGCACUUUUAAUGUAAUAUGUGACACAUUGUUCAUUCACUCAGAGCAAAGGGAUGUCCCAAUUUUACAUUUCAAGUCAGUAUCCAGUAAUCCAAGAUUAUCUUCAAGGCCCAUAAUACAAUUACAAUAUUUUGGUUUUUAUUUAUUUUAUUUUGUGUUUUUUUAUUGACAGGUAAAUACAAUAUUACAGCCAGCCAGAUUCCUCUUGUUAUACUAUUCACAAAGAAGGAACCCUCUCAAAUAUAAGUAUUCCGACCAAUGGCAACCAGCAUAUCAGCUCAGUACAGAAAAUGCUUCUCUACAAAUGCUGAGACAGAAACACAGCUACUUUAUCUUACCAGUCCCUGAAGUAGCCCCUUAGCGCCAAUUUAAACAGUUGUUUUGACAUUGUAUGUAAGGUUUAGAUAAAGUACUGUAUUCUACACCUCUGCAUGAUAUGAACUUGGCUGGAGUUCAUACUUGGCCGCCACGGUUGAAGAGUGUUCAUGAAGGAUUUGGUUUUUAGUGUCUCUAAAUGAUCUUGUCAAUUUUGUACGAUGUGUUGUAUAGUGCUGUAUGAUAUAGAAACUAGAGGAAUAUCCCAGCAAUGAUGAAAUAUGGAUGACAGGUCUGGUCUGGUCAAGAAGUGACAGUCCCAGAAUUGUCUCUGAGCGAGAUGCUGUAACACUGUGCUGAGAGACACUGACCCUGCUGCUGUCAAACAGUUCCUGAACAACUACAGUACAAGUCAAAAGUUUGGGCACACCUACUCAUUCAAGGGUUUUUCGAUGGAGUGCUGCAUCAGAUGACCUGGCCUCCACAAUCACCUAACCUCAACCCAAUUGGGAUGGUUUGGGAUGAGUUGGAACGCAGAGUGAAGGAAAAGCAGGCAACAAGGGAUCAGCAUAUGUGGGAAGUCCUUCAAGACUGUUGGAAAAGAAUUCCAGGUGAAACUGGUUGAGAGAAUGCCAAGAGUGUGCAAAGCUGUCAUCAAGGCAAAGGGUGGCUACUUUGAAGAAUCUCAAAUGUAAAAUAUAUGUUGAUUUGUUUAACACUUUUUUUGGUUACUACAUUAUUCCAAAUGUGUUAUUUCAUAGUUUUGAUGUCUUCACUAUUAUUCUACAAUGUAGAAAAUAGUAGAAAUUAAGAAAAACCCUUGAAUGAGUAGGUGUGUCCAAACUUUUGACUGGUACUGUAUGUAAGAUGAAACAGCUUAGGUCACUGCCAGAAUAAUGUCAGUCUUUAGGAACUUGUGUACUUGGCACUGUGUGCUUGUGCAUGUAUGCGUGCAUGUGCAUCUGUAAAUCUAAACGCCUAUGUUUCUGCUUUGUUCAGUGAUAGUGUAUGGAAGAUGUUUUCAGUUACAACUUAGAUCUUAGUAGCCAGAUCAAUUCAAUCCCAUCAUCGAAGGAAUGAUAUUGAUAUCCCUGGGAUGUAAUGCUAUGAUGAUAGAGGUUUGGCUUCAGGUAAAAGUCAACCUUUGGCCUUAAUGGAUAUCUAUUACAGUAUUUUUUACCCUCGUUCGAGACGUGCCAUUUAUAGGUGUCUUUGCCUCACUCAAAGGGAGAUGAGGACCUCACAGACACCUUUCAACCACGUUCAUUUCAGUACAGCAGGGCCGAUUACAUGCAAGUGUGCAAAUGUGCCUCUAGCGUUCUGAACAAUAGCAGUAACGUACUGCAUAUCCAUUUGAAUUAAUCAAGUUUUACUAUUUAAUUCUCUCAUGUAAACCAUAAUCAGUUUUAUAAAUAGAUCCCAUUGAAAUAAUUAUAUAUUAUAUUAAAAACAUUAGUGGGGGAACUGUUUUGAUAUAUUUCUACUAAAUCUUUCAUGCUCACAUAGGCCAACUCUGUAAGUUCAUGUAACCUAUGGGAGUGGAUAUUAAUUUGAUUGAUUUCUAAUGACUGAAAAAGUACAGUAGCUGGGCUGUUCAUUUACAGUGAGGUCCACUUUAGGUUGCAACUUCAGCUUUAUCUCCAACUUGUAUGUUUCAAAAAAGACUAUGCUCAGUUUGGACUGUAUAUCACAACCUUUCAAAUUGUGUGAAUGUACAAUUGGUAUACAGUGUUUACUUAGCUCAUGCAUUUGACAUAAUACAGACUCCAGCAGUGUUUUCCCUUGGAGCAAAAAAUGUGCAAACUCACAUUGUUUUACUCUGUUAAAAAUAACCAUUAAGGAAAAACACUUAUUUGAAUCCUCCAUGUUCCUUAAACAUUUCUUGAAUGAAAACAAUAUCACUUUAGUUAGGGCCACGGGAUGUCAUUGAAAGGGGGAGCUGAAUGCCUGUGUAAUGUUUUCAAGUGUUAUGGGGUUGAGUGCUAUCAAUGUAUCUUGAAGGUUUGUGGUUUUACAUAAAAUGUUUGGUAAGCCUCUAUAUAGGGCAGAUUCUUCUAUAAUCGUAGCACUUUCGGAAAAUGUUAUGCCUUUGUUUCCUCCAGUACUUUUUUUCUUGUUUAAAAUUCCUUUAUUACAAAGUAUAGAUGUCAUAUUUAGCUCUUUAGAAAAAGUUAACGUGUAAAUACAAUAUUAAAUGUUUUAUUUUUUACAGGUACAAUUUUUACAGUGUUUUACUAUCAUUAAGUGUCAUUUGCUUUACUUGCACAAAUGUUCUGUGUGUCUCAUUGAGGGAUCUAUCUGUCGGAUAGUAAAGACUAUUUUCACAUCAUUGCUGCCAUUUCAAAUAUGCCACAUUUCUUACCAUCUAUAUCUAUGCUGGCAAUUUGUUUGGCUUUUAACCCUUGAUAAAGUAUUAAGAGAGCUAGUGUAUGUAGCUAUCCCAGUAUUUACACUUAAACACACUUGGUUGCCUUAAACAUGAUUUUUUAAUUGUCAGGUUGGACUAAAGGUAUUGGAGUAACUUUUAUAAGGCUCAAGUGCUUGGGGACACUGAUAUUUUCAUAUACUUUUUUUAUCCCCAAUAUUUAACACUUUUAUUGUUCCCUGAUGGAUGACUGAAUAUCUGGUUGGAGGGGUUUCUUCAGUGAGAGACACAGACCUUUAGCAAUUCAUGUCAACCUUCAUUAUAAGCUUCAGUGGUGCCAGUGAACCAUGUUGAAUGUGUAUGUAAGAAACACUGCAAUAUUGCAAUAUUUUGGUAUUGGAUCAAGCUGCUAAUGGAUACUUCUAAAGCUCCUUAAGGUGCUACAGACCUCUUUUCUAGUUCUUUGUUUUGUUUUUACAAAAAUAUAAAAUUGAGUUGUAUGGUCGGCAUGUGUGUGCCUGGUUGUUUUCAUAUACAUAUAUUUUUUGUACUGUGACUAUUUGUGGCCUUGUAUGGACUUGCCUGAAAUGUCACAUGCUUCUCUCCUUCACUUUGAAUGGCGGUGUGAUGGGGGAACCUUUGUCAUCCUGGUGAUUGACAUGAAAGGGCUUGGGAGAGUGUUCACUUGUUGCCUCAGUAUAAAAUCAGGCUGAGAUUACCUUGAUGAAGAUGAUGAUGAAGAAGAUAAUGACUCCACGAUAGGGGACACGUUUUUUUAAAGGACUAGUAGUACUUAUAGCGAGGGAUUUGUUCAGAGGCAAACUGCAUUCCAGCCAUGUUGGUUUUGUUGUUCAUUGCAAUGCCAUCCUGUGAGAAUGGACUCAUGUUGCUAAUCAUGUAUAUUUUACUUAAAAUCUAUUUUACAAACUACUGUUGUACUUGUAUAAAUAUAGGCAAAAUAAUUCAUAUAUUUGUGUAUAAGUUGUGUAAAAUAGAAAUUAACGCUGCAGCUUUUUAUAAAUUUUCUAACAUUGACAUCAUCCAAAGAGACAGAUUAUUUAUUAUCUGGCUGAGUAACCUGAUUUGUUUUCAUACUACCUUGCUGCUAUGAGAGAGAAGAGCUGCAGUCUUCAACUCCACUGUUAUUACACAGUGUAAUGAAAGCUCAAUAAACAUAAAAGAAGGAUUCAUGCAAAAGUC
Molecule: messenger RNA, 7462 nt
Organism: Salvelinus fontinalis (brook trout)
Lineage: Eukaryota; Metazoa; Chordata; Actinopteri; Salmoniformes; Salmonidae
Gene: plag1
Product: pleiomorphic adenoma gene 1
Exons: 3
Coding region: 242-1711 (489 amino acids)
Source: RefSeq, a predicted model, not a curated record